AUGGCCAAGCCGGACUGGAACCAGGACUUUGAAGAGAAUGGUUUCGCCGUCAUUCCCUCCGUCAUACCACGCGAAAAAGCGAUUCAAUACCAAGGUCGUGCAUUGGACUGGCUACAAUCCUUCAACAACCCCUCACUAGACCUCAAGAAGCCGUCAACGUGGACACCCGAGAACCUCCCUUUCAUAUCCGGAAUCAACACUUUCAACCAUUACGGCGUCGUCCACGAAAAGUUCAUGUGGGACAUCCGCCUCGAGCCCGGAGUGAUCGACGUCUUCUCUCAAGUCUGGAACACCGACCAGCUGAUUGUGUCAUUCGAUGCUUUAAAUAUCACGCUUCCCCGAAGACCAGGCCAUGUUCCCCGGGAGAAGUGGCCUCACGUCGACCAGAGUCCCUACCGGGAAGGACUACAGUGUGUACAGGGAAUCGUGAACCUGUCCGAGGCUGGGCCAGAUGAUGGCGGGCUGACAGUCUAUCCGGGGUCACACAAGAUCACUGAAGCUUUCUUCCGAGAACAAACAAAUCAGGCUGAAUGGUCUCGGAAGGACUUCUUCAGGUACAGCCCAGACCAGAUUGCCUGGUUUGAGAAACGAGGGUAUCGCGAGCACAAGGUUGUCGCUAAACCUGGAGACUUGAUUAUAUGGGAUUCAAGGCUUAUUCACUUCGGUGCUGAACCUACCGAGAACAGCAACACGAUCCGUACAAUUACCUACGUUUCUUAUGCUCCAGCCUCUUUCGCCACGCCGGAGGUAACUGCAGCAAAGAGAGAAGCAUUCGACAAGUGGUUGGCCACCACUCACUGGCCGCAUGACAACAUUGUGUUGAGAACGAAUCAGCCGGUGUUACCAGAUGGUACUGUGGACACCCGGAGACAGGAACCUCGAGAGAAGCCCGAAAUCACCGAAACGCUGCUGAAGCUUGCCGGUGUCAAAUCAUACUGA
Messenger RNA from Colletotrichum karsti, 939 nucleotides. Its product is annotated as phytanoyl-CoA dioxygenase. The record is from RefSeq and is a predicted model, not a curated record. The transcript has a single exon. NCBI's taxonomy places the organism in Eukaryota, Fungi, Ascomycota, Sordariomycetes, Glomerellales, Glomerellaceae. The coding region runs from base 1 to 939 and encodes 312 amino acids.